Rodentolepis nana is the source of this 588-nucleotide messenger RNA. The record is from the annotation of a GenBank genome assembly. Lineage: Eukaryota; Metazoa; Platyhelminthes; Cestoda; Cyclophyllidea; Hymenolepididae.
AUGAAGGACAUUAUUAACGUUCAAAAGUAUAUUCCGACUGGCGGUGGGCUUAAAUUUUUCUCGGUGUUUGUACGUUUUGUUUGGAGUAAGGUGGUGAUGUCGAGCAAGGGGGAGGACACAAAUGAAGGGCCAAAAGUCAAUCCAUAUAAGAUGGGGACCUACGAUAUAGUGCGGAUGAGGAUAAAUAAGCUCAUGGAAAAACCUGAUGUCCCUGUUGUCAUCCCAGAAUCUUCUAGAAAAAAAGAGCCUAAAGCCCCUCCUGAAUUUGUUAGAAAUGUAUGGGGUUCUGCUGCUGGUGUUGGCAGUGGAGAUUUCCAUAUUUAUCGUGGUAUUCGUCGAAGGGAAUAUGCUCGCUUGGAAUUCAUUGAGCAAGAAGCCAAAGAGAAAGCCAAAGCUGAUGCAUUUAUUGCCGAACACGAGGCGAAGAAUCGUGCUCUUGAAGAAAAGCGAGCAAAGAAGCGAUCUAAGAGGCAAAAGCGAAAGGAAGCUAUGAAACGUAAGCGAAAAGAAGAUGGUAAGCGAAAAGAUUCUGAUGAAAGCAAUGAUGAAUCCGAUCAAGAAGUAGAAGCACAAUCCCCCCCACGUUGA